This is a messenger RNA of Vitis riparia (riverbank grape), 1444 nucleotides long. RefSeq names its product zinc finger protein ZAT9-like. The transcript has a single exon. Bases 34 to 1437 code for a protein of 467 amino acids. Lineage: Eukaryota; Viridiplantae; Streptophyta; Magnoliopsida; Vitales; Vitaceae. The record is from RefSeq and is a predicted model, not a curated record.
UCCACCUCCCAUGUCCUCCCUUCAAUUCAUUGCAUGGCUUUUUCUGUCUCCAAUUUUAAGCAUUUUUGUAGAAUUUGCAAGAAGGGUUUCGGAUGCGGGAGGGCUCUCGGCGGGCACAUGAGAGCUCAUGGUAUCGGCGAUGAAAGCGGGAACAUCGAAGAGGAAGAUCCGGCCAGUGAUUGGGAAGACAAGCUUGGAGGCCAUGUCCUUCCAAGCACCAAGAAAAUGUACGCCUUGAGGACAAACCCUAAUAGACUUAAGAGCUGCUGCAGAGUUUGUGAAAAUUGCGGUAAAGAGUUUUUGUCAUGGAAAUCUUUUCUCGAGCACGGUAAAUGCAACUCCGACGACGCCGAGUCCCUCGUCUCCUCCCCUGGCUCUGACGGCGAGGAUGGUUCAGGGAGGAAAGGAUAUGGGUGGUCCAAGAGAAAACGAUCCUUGAGAGCCAAGGUUGGGAACUUCAUCUCAAAUUGCCCUUCAAGCGAAGAAGAAGACCUCGCACAUUGCCUAGUGAUGCUGUCCAACGGCACCGUGGAUCCCAUACUAAUGGCGGAGCCGGAAGAGUCGUGUGCUUCAGCUAGUAAGGAGGAGGAGCGGCGGAACCCGAUGGGGUUCGCUGCUCCCAUGUCAUGCCGGCUGCCACUGGAAAAGGCCAAAGGGGUUGUCGGUAAAGGGAUGUUCGAGUGUAAGGCUUGCAAGAAAGUGUUCAAUUCGCAUCAAGCGUUGGGUGGACAUAGGGCUAGUCACAAGAAGGUAAAGGGUUGCUUCGCAGCGAGGUUAGAUCACAUGGACGAAAGUCUAGCCGAUGAAGAUGUGAUCACACACGACGAAUUCUCAGUGCCCUCGAAAUCAACCUCCACUUUUCAAUUCGAACAUGCCUCAAACGCAGCUCUUUCCUUCCCCUCAAAGAGAAAGUCCAAAGUCCACGAGUGCUCAAUAUGCCAUAGGGUUUUCUCGUCAGGACAAGCGUUGGGCGGGCACAAGAGAUGCCAUUGGAUCACUUCAACUGCUCCAGACACAUCUUCACUAUCCAAGUUCCACCAUUUUCAUGAUCAUUUGGAGCAAAUUCAGCAAAGACCCAAGUUGCCCAAAACGACGCCGCUUGAUCUCAACCUCCCAGCACCCGUUGACGACAUUGCUGGAAUCCGAAGGGACCCCAGAAACCCACUCAGCUUUGAGGUGUCUACAGACAUCUAUUUACGGACAUUUCCUAACAAUCACAACCACCAAAACGACGCCGGUGGGAACAAUAACGACAAUGAUGUAAACAAUAUUGAUGACAGUAAUGGAUUAAUCCACAGCAAUGUGGAAGACGAAGCAGACAGUAAGGUGAAGUUAGCAAAGCUAAGUGACCUAAAAGACAUCAACAUGAGUGGUGGUUCCUCUCCCUGGUUGCAGGUGGGGAUUGGUUCAGCGACCAAUGUGGGAGCUGACUCAUAAUAUAUUC